CAAGCUAUAAAUUCAUUUAAAGGAAGACGUGGGUUGUUUUUGUGUUUUUUGUUUAAGAUUUAAAAUAAAAAAAUUACAUUUUGUGCCAUUUUUUAUUACCUAUAGUGGCAAUUUUUUUAUAUAGGGUGUUUAACUGUUUUAAAUAUUAAUUAUCAAUUAAAUUAUCUAAACGUUCAGAAUGAAAAUUCAAAUUUAUCUUCUUGCUGCAUUUCUAUUAGGUGCUUCUUGCGCGCCUUUACCUGAAGAAGCCACUGCUGCUGAUACAAUAAAAAAAGAAGAACAAAAACUAGCAGAACCGCUUCCGAUAGAAGAAUCGAAUAAAAAGGAAAUUAAAAAUGGUGAACAAGAAAAAAAAUCUAUUGAUGAACCUAAACCUGAAAUAAGAAAUAUUCCCGAAGUUCAAGUGCAAAAUGUUGAAGAAAAAAAUGUUGAAAAGAGUGCUGAACCUGAAGAAAAAAUACAAGCAAAAUUUCAUGAUGAAAAAAUUGAAGAACCAAAAGCACUACCAGUAGAAGAGAAAAAAAUUAGCGAAGAAAUUAAAAUAGAAGAACCAAAGGCAUUACCUGUAGAAGAAAAAAAAUCUGCAAUUGAAAUUUCUGAAGCAAAAUCAUCACCUAAUAUUGAAAGUGCAAAAUCAUUACAAGAAGAAAAAAAAGUAGUUCCAGAAGAGAAAUCAUUAGAAGCUGUUGCAGCACCAGAAGAAAUUGAAAAACGUAAAAGUCCAGCUGAAAAUGUUCAAAUCAUUGAAUCAAAAUCCGUAUCUCUGGAGGAAGCAUCAAAAAAUGAAUUAGAUUCGAAUGACAAAAAAUUAGAAGAGAAAAAAGAUGAAAAAUUAGAAAAAAAAGAACAGAUGAAAGAUGAUAAACCAACAUUAUUAGAAAGUGAUAAAGAAAGUAAACGAGAAGAGAAAAAUGUUGGAGAAGAAGAUAAGGCCAAAGAAGAUGCUGCAAGUAAAUCAAUUGAAGAAAAAUCAAAUGAAAGUGCCGAAACACCUGCAGCAGCAGCAGCUAGCAGCCAAUCGAAAAAAGAAAGUGCGGAAUCUGAUGAAAGCAAAGAAUAAUUUUAUUCUUUAAGGAAUUAGAAUUUUAAUUAAUAUUUUUGUACUUUUAAGUGAAUUCCAAUAUAAUCACAUGCAAAUGUGUUUAUUUUUUAUUUUUAAAAUGUUUUAAAAUAAGUAGAAAGUAUUAUGUUUUUUUUUCUUUUUUUUUUUUUUUGCAAUUUUCAACCUGAAUUUUUUUUUUUUAGUAAUUAUAAGCAUUUAUAAGUAAAACAUCAUUAUUACUUUACGUGAAAUAUGUUGCCUAUAAAAGCCAACUUCUAAAUUAUAGUAUUCAGCAUUUUGUAUCGUAAGUAAAACUUAUAUAAAAAAAAUUUAUAA
Molecule: messenger RNA, 1378 nt
Organism: Condylostylus longicornis
Lineage: Eukaryota; Metazoa; Arthropoda; Insecta; Diptera; Dolichopodidae
Product: probable serine/threonine-protein kinase kinX
Exons: 2
Coding region: 179-1060 (293 amino acids)
Source: RefSeq, a predicted model, not a curated record